Amphiprion ocellaris (clown anemonefish) is the source of this 4840-nucleotide messenger RNA. RefSeq names its product neurturin. The record is from RefSeq and is a predicted model, not a curated record. The transcript is spliced from 3 exons. Lineage: Eukaryota; Metazoa; Chordata; Actinopteri; Pomacentridae. Gene Ontology annotation, molecular function: growth factor activity; receptor tyrosine kinase binding; glial cell-derived neurotrophic factor receptor binding. Bases 2246 to 2980 code for a protein of 244 amino acids.
CUUUUGUUAGUUUAAGCCGGCAGCUUAUGAAGAAGGUGUUAGGUGCUGCUGACAGAGAUGCCUCACCAAGUGCUUGAGUGGCAGAAAACACACGUUGGAUUAUCUGUAUCAACAAGUGGCCCUUACUGGAACCACAUGGCAAUAGUUCACUGCUGCCUGUCACGAAAUGUUUGCAGAGCGGUUACCACUGAUUACUGAAGAACAUGCCAUUAUGUUGGAAGAAUAACAAGAAAAAGACAUUAUAAUUAUAAUUUCUUGCACAAUUUGAACAACCUCUCACCACAUAGACAAGUUUAUUUUGUCAGUGAGAAACAUUUUCUUUCUUGUCGUAUGUCCAACAUGGUGGUUUGUCUCAUUCUCAUGCAUAAUUGCUCUCCAAAUAUUCACUGGUUUUCCACUACAAAAUAUUCGUCCAAGACUUAGACAUCUUAUGAAAUAGAAAGCUAAUUAUUGUCUACUGCAUCCCUCAUUUCAAGGAUUGCAUUUUUUAUUUUAUUUUACAGAGCUGCAAUUUAAAUAAUUAAUAAGCUCAGGAUCACAAUGUAACUGAGGGAAUAUGAGAGGAGCAAACCGUGAUGAUACUCACUGUAAGCAUUUUACUGAAGUGAUGAUCCCCAUUCCACUAAGCCCAUAUCAUACGUAGAGAUUAUAGCUGCACCUCGAGAGGCUGCAUAAAGGUUAAGCCUAAAGUCAAUUGAGCCAUUCAACUUUCAUAACCUGCCAAAGCUGGUCAUAACUGCAGGAAGCUGAAGGGGAGAGUGAACUGAUGCACCUCUCUCCAUUGUCCCAUCAGCUUUUUUUGUCAUAUACAUGAAAAGAUCUACAUUGCGUGUCAUAGUAGUCUGAAGAAAGUGUAGGAUAAUUGUGGUGUAAAAUCUCAUCAUAUUUCAGAUGUUUGUACCUGCUUGUGCUUGCUCUUGUGGGUCAUAUUUGAAAGUGGUAUUCAGCGUGUGCCAGAUGGCCGUCAAACUUUUGUAACAGAAACAUCAACAUGUUUAACAUGGGUUUAGAGGCGAUGCUAUUGUGCUAAAAGAGGAUCUGGCACAGAGAGAUUAGCCAGAAUAGCAGCUCAUAGACCCAUCUUUAGAAAGUAGCUGAGACAACAUCAGUCUUGCUCACACAAAAAAAUGAGGAGACAAGGAUAUUUCUCUGCCAAGCCUCAUGUAGCCUUUCUCUGUCAGGUUAUAGGGCUAUUUAAAAGCAAUGUCAGAACUAUACUUUGACUCAACUCUUCCAAUAAUACAAAUGAACAGGCAUAUCUGGACAGGUGUCAAAUGUGCAUAUUUAAAUGUAUUUACCCCUCACACCUCAUUAAUGCCACCCAAACUGCAAAAGGUUUGAGUUGUGGCAUUCCGUGCUAAGCUGUAGGGUCACUGGAUUAAUCUGUAUGUAAUCCAUUGGGCAUGAUAGUAGGCCUUCCAAAAUAAAAUGAAAGCUUUUUUAAGCUACUUACCAACACCCAGUAGAUUAAAAGCAUACAAGAAUCAUGUUUAGAAUUUGUAGAAUGUGUGUAAAUAUGAUCGCUAUGUUGCUGGCAUUAGCCGCAGUUGUUUUCCCCUUUUUUUCUCAAUAAUGAACAGCAGCUUUCUCACUAACAAGGAACAGGCUUGUUUUAAUUAUCCUAUGGUUACUGAGUGACAGAGCUUGAGCCAGCCAAUGUGGCUGCCCAGCAAAAUUACAGCGCAGUCUAACCUAAGCCUUUUUCAGUUGCAUUAGAACCAAGGCUGGAUUUAGAACAGCCAAUCCUGGCUCAGGACAUCCACUUUAUUUUACAGUCUUUUGGCCCACCCUGGUGCCAACACAACAUAUCUAACUCACCAAGCUUGUCACUUGUCCUCUCCAGUAUUCUUUCAUUUUGAAGGCAGGCCAGGUUUUAGAGGAAGAAACGUCUGUUGGCAGUCUUUCACGGUGGACCCUGCAUGCUGGCCUUUCCCCCUGAGUUAGAGGUGUCUGAUGGAUUAGCACAGACACAUAGACACACACGGCAAGGCCUGUGCCCCGCCACCAACGCUGCAACCAGGUGUUAACCCACGUGACUGCAGAUAAAGCCGGCAGGCAUUAGUGCUAAUCCCGCCCUGAUCUUUGGAAUAUGUCCCUAUUACCUCUCCAAGCACUCUCUAGCUGUCCCCAGGCCUCCUGAUGCUCACUUAAGAGGGAAAAGACAAGACAAGGCCUCUCUAGGACUCCAUAAAGCACGUUGUUUCCUUGCAACAACACAAGUUUCAAUGCUCCUCCACAUUCUAAGAUGAAGUUAUGGAAAGGUGCUACUUUUGCCUUCAUGCUCUGUGGUGCAGCCCUGUCCACCAUCCUUGUUAGAAACAUGGCCACUGUCGGACAGUUCAAACUUAAGACAAAAUAUCCACACACACCUUCAUCCUCAUCAAGACCAUCUUCAUCAUUAGAAUCAACGUCCAGAACCUCAUCGUCAUCAUCAUCAUCAUCAUCAUCAUCCUCAGCAGAACCCAGAGUGUCACCCCAGCAGAUGGGUGGUCUUCAUCGGAGAAUCCGCUCAGCAGACGAAAUGAACUCCGUCCUCUCAGAGUUUUCUAUGAUGUUCCAGAGCUUCACAGAAGGCGAGCUUCAGCAUGUGAUCGGAACCUUGCUAGACAGGAAGAAAGGGAAGAGCCGACGCCUGGCUGAGAACCAGGCCCGAAGGACUAAAAGAGCCCGCAGACAAAAACCCUGCACUCUGAGGGAGCUGGAGCUGACAGUGAGUGAACUGGGUCUCGGUUAUGAGAGCGAUGAGACAGUACUGUUGCGUUACUGCAGUGGUAAAUGCACAGCCCACCGGCAUAACUAUGACAUCACAAUGGAGCACAUGAUGCGGACGGGCUUCAAGAAGAAGGGCCGCAAGGACAAAGUUAUCAAUGGGCCCUGCUGCCGACCGACUGCUUUCGAAAAGGACUUUUCCUUUCUGGACAACAACAGCCGCUAUCACACAAUACAGAAUGUGUCAGCAAAGAAUUGUGGGUGCGUAUGACCCAGAGAAAUGGACUUAUCACUUGUUUAUGCUGCUCUCAGCCCCUGUUGGAAGAGUCAAACGUGGAUGCUGUUGAAAGACAAACUAUGGAAUAUCAUCUCAAAGGGAGGAGAGGCUCUUCAUGGCUGCUCCACAGCAGCCUUUUUUGACAGAUUGAUACUUCGGCAUGUGUCACCUCAAGUUGGGACCAAAUCACAUGGAUAGCAAGUGUUGUGUUGAGAUGUUGGGUAAAAAGACAGAAAAUGACUGUUGAUACCAAAAAAUUUUUAUCUUUUCUAUCUGUGUAGUAACACUGUAAACUGUGGUGUAACAACAACGUAGAAACAUUAUGUUUGCAUAUUAUAUAUGAGUAGUAAUACAUGCUAUAGACUCAUGAUGAUGAGUCAUGGUGGACUAGAUCUUUGCUGUUACUGCGUGUCCCAUGGGUGUUAACUUCAGUAACUUCAAAUCUUGUAGUUUAAAGGGUUGUAAUGACCAAAGCCACUUUUCAGGGAGAAAUGUGCUGAAAAAUACAUUUUGAAGACGGUAAUAUAACACAAAUAACAUAAACGCAAUGUACCGAUGUUCACUUUAAGUUCUGCAUAGGACAGUUUGACCUAUUGACCUGACUAUAAUGUCUCGUGAUCAGCUGUCUGCAGAAAGUAUAUUGACUUAAAGGUGUGUUGAACUGUUGUUAUCACAGACCAUGACUUUGUGACCUAUUUCCCUGCUUGUAUGCAUUACUGUUACUGAUUGCAGUGUUAUUACACAGGUGAAAGAACAAGUGUUAUUGAUAUGGUUUUGACAAUGAAAGAAAAUAAUUUUCUAGAGCUCCAGGUUUGAUACCCAUCUUUAAUAAGUGUGUUUUGCAGUGUAUAUGUUGUGUAAAUUAAUGAUGAAGACCAACUUCAAAACCUAAAACUACACUCUCACUUUAGCAAUAGAAAACUACCAAAAUGUCCCCCAUCUGCUCUGCAUAGAAUAGCUCUCUUUUUUUCUACUUUCCCCAAAUAACCCUGUGUAUAACGUGUAAUUACCCAUAAUCCUCUGGAAUUAUUUAUCCUCAAUAAUUGCCAAAACACACCAAGUCAAACCAAUACACAAGAUGAAUUCACAAAGUCACAUUCAUAAACAUCUCACAUCUCGAGUUCUAGGUGAUAUAACCUGUUUAAUUCUUGUCUCUGGAUGUAAUUUGUUGAAGUUUACACUUACACAGGUUUUUAGCUAAUCUGAGACUCAAUUGUAAAAGAGAAGAAUGAUUUAAAUGAAAAGUAGUGGCAAGUGUUUUUGUGUCUAUUUUUUUCCCAGUGACAUAAAACUGAAGCAGAUGUUGGGAUUUGAAGUUGUGUUGCACCUAUCCAUAAAACCAUGUAACAUUUUCUAAUCUAACACCCACAGUACAGCCUUUUACUAGCCCUACAAAUGCCUCCUUGUUGUAUUGCCUAGUAGACUUUUAGAAGAAAAUAAGCUGUAGAAAUGAAUCACAAAGCAUCUUCUUCACCUUCAACGAUCUUUAUUUGGUCUGAAUCCAUUUGCAGCUGCCUGAAGUACAACAAAUUACGUUUUUGUUGUUGUUUUUUUUCCUGAGGUGGUGAAUGUGGGAUGCAGAUGCGGUGCAUCUUUAUUGUAGAUUAUAUUGUAUUUAUUUGGGAAAUAAAUUAUGUUUUUUGCAUAUUUAUUUAGAUUACUACACAGAAACAGGACGGCUUAUUAUCAUUAAGCAACUGUGCCAAAAAAUGUUUUAUCUAACAUCUUAUAUUGACUGCUGAAUAAACAUAAUUUCAGAGGUAUGGGUGUUCAUCAUUUAUCCCAAGCCAUGUGGGGGUUUCAGAUAUUCUGUAUUCAGAUUGUAUUCAAAAUAAAUAAAACAAUAAACUCUAA